Messenger RNA from Hemisphaericaspora subhashii, 1863 nucleotides. RefSeq lists its product as uncharacterized. The coding region runs from base 1 to 1863 and encodes 620 amino acids. The record is from RefSeq and is a predicted model, not a curated record. Lineage: Eukaryota; Fungi; Ascomycota; Pichiomycetes; Serinales; Debaryomycetaceae. The transcript has a single exon.
AUGUUUAACAAUUUGCUUUUGCUAUUACCGCUAUUAUUACUCGAUUCAUUUUCAAAUUGCCUCAACGUUCCCGGAGAACUUAUUCUUAGAGGGGAUCCGCAAACAGGUGAAAGCUAUACUAUUACAGGUACAUUGUCUAUUCUUGAUGUUUUUGAAAAAGAAAUUUCCCUUGGUGAUAUUUCUGUUGCUGAAGGGGGACAAUUCUUCUAUACUGCCACUUUUCCUCAAAUGUUUUAUCAUGUUGAUCAAUUAGGAUUUCAAAAUAUUGAGAAUCAUGGAAAUUUCCGCUUAGACUUUUUUGGUUAUUACAUCGAAACCUUCUCUUUUAAAAACAUAAGUAACUUUGGUGAUAUGGCACUUUUCAAUCAUUUUCUGAACUGGCCACCAAGGUAUACCGAACUGUUCAGGAACCUAAAGGAGGGAAGUAUUUUUCUUGAAGAAUUUAGAUUACGAGUCAGUGACUAUUUUGAAAACGAAGGGGAGAUCUGUCUUGGAACCAACUGCUGGUUAACGGCCCUAGUACAAUCACCCCAAAGAGGACCAAAUGGAUGCAUUAGUUUGUCUCGGGGAGACGCUGUUGAAGUUCCAGGAGAUAUUCUUUCAAGCUUUUGCUUUUCAGGGGAGGAGGGGCCAGGUUCAGGACUUAUUUUUACUUCACCCACUCCCAAACCUAUUAAAGUGGCACAGUUUGGUGGAACACAAAAUCUGUUGAACCCUUUCGGUAUGCUAGACGCGACACUCACCUACGAGGCACCAUAUUUAAAAGUUGUGGAUGGUUCUCAAAGCUUCACCUUUGACAUAGGAUUCGGAUAUCUUGAGAGUAAAUUUUACAAGUUGAGCCAUGAGAGAAAUACUUUCAUUAAAUACAUGGAUCCUGCACCAGAAGGGGCUAAUGACUGUCCCUGUAAAUGCGUGUUCACAAGUUCCCCUGUUCCAGGUGAGAUACCCACAAUUUCAACUCAAAUAACCGAAGAUCGUACUGAACGACUUAUCAUUACCACCAAUGAUAGUGGUUGGACAACAAUCACUGAGCUAGUGGAAGCAGAAACCACCGAUUCCGAAAUGGAAUCCACUAUUUCAGAACUAGAAUCAACUACUUUAGAACCGGAGUUGGCUACUUCAGAAACAGAACCAGCUAAUGAUUCAGAAAUGGAAUCAAUUACGCCAGAUGCAGAAUCAACUACUUCCGAAACAGAACCGACUGCUGCAGAAAACGAAUCCACUAAUUUGGAACCGGAGUCAACAAUUUCAGAAGUGGAAUCCACAAGAUUAGAAUCUGAUGAUAACGAAACAACAGCCAGUCAGACGUAUUCUUCUAGAACCGACCCAGAACACGUUGCAUCUGAUUCAAAUCCAGGGUUGACUAGUGGCGUAGAACCAGAAACAAUAUCGGACUAUACAAUGCUGAGUGAAACUAGUACCACUAUCACUGAAGUAUCUAGUACAUGCCAAGAAUCAACCAACACUUCUGUACUGGAAUCUAGAAAAAGGAGUUCUCAACAUGAACCUAGUACUCCUGAUCAAGGUACAACUAUUGUUACGACCACUGCCACUAUUCUCUCAACAGAAUCCUGCGGAACUACCCUUCAAUCUUGUGUCCCUGAUAGUACAUUUAUGAGUGUGAUAACAACUACGAUUGAUGGUAGAUUAACAACAGUCACUGCAACUAUCUCAGCGAAAACUUCUAUCCCUACUGAACCAGAUAGCUUGGUAACUUUUGCAACUAGCCUUUCUGACUCACGGAUACCAGUUGCAACACUGGAGGUUAAUAUUUUGCCUAUUGAAGGUUCGGGUUCUAAAGGUUUUGGUAGACGUAUGUUGGUGUCAGGAGUAGUCAUUCUCUUAUUUGCUAUUGUUAUUUAG